AUGCAAGAAGACGAGAUUGUUGGCACAUUUAAAUGGAAGAAAGAAGGAGAAGCACCAAAAAGCUCACGACACGUUAAAGCUUCGCCUGAUCCGACUUACUCGUUUGAUCCCAAAGGAAGUAAUUUAACUGAAGUUGAGUCCAAAGAACAUAAGACUGAUGAUAACAAACUUUCUAAAACGAGCAUCCUGAGGUACCUAGGAAUUCUUCUCUACAUGGGAGCUCACCAUGAUGUCAUUAAUCCCGUGGAAGAGCUUUGGUCAAUCGACCACGGAAAAUCUAUUUAUAGAAAUAGCAUGCCACUUGACAUGUUUAAAUUCAUUUCUUCACACAUUAAGACUUAUGAUAUGGGCCAGCCAGAUGAUGUUUGUGAUGAUGCACCAGACACUUCAGAUAAUGGGGAUGUCGAAGAAAAAGAGGAAGUUGAUAACGGACCAGAAGGAGAGUAUUUCAACUGCGGAAUAUUCAGAUCGAGAUUUCAGAGAUCUCUCUGA
Molecule: messenger RNA, 492 nt
Organism: Entamoeba invadens IP1
Lineage: Eukaryota; Evosea; Mastigamoebida; Endamoebidae
Exons: 2
Coding region: 1-492 (163 amino acids)
Source: RefSeq, a predicted model, not a curated record